AUGAAACGCUGGGUUACGAAACGCUCCUGCCACUUUCCAAAGGCUGAUGAAAACUGUGAGGCAUACCUAGACGACAUCGUGGCUUAUUCCUCCACCUGGUCUGAGCAUUUAGAUGCGAGAGAUAUUCAGGUGCUUAAUGAGUGCCUCUUUGACUUUGAAUCUAGCGGUAAGGUGGUAGUCACCUAUUUAGGAAACCAAGUAGGGCAGGGGCAGGUGCGCCCUCUGUCAGCCAAGGUCCAGGACUUCCCUGUGCCAGAGACGCAGCGACAACUCCGCCGGUUCCUGGGAAUGUGCAGGUGGCGGUCGGGGAUUGGCCCACAGCCUGACGGCGCUGGUUUUAAAAAGAGGCUGCCUCCAGAUGCCGGUUGCCCCCCGCUUUUCCUGUCCAAUUUGUCCGGUGACAACCAUGAGUCCGGACCAACACAGAGCACAUCAGAGGAGAGGGAAAGAAGAGAAUGUGAAACACCAGAAGAAAUAGUUCAGCUCAUGUGCAAACUUAAUCUUAACCAGCAACAUAAACUCACAAUUGCUGACAUCCUGAAAGUAGACUCACAAUUAUCACAACAAAAUCAUAACCAAGCAGACAAUACCCUCGCCUAUGUAUUUUUAAAAAGGCUUUUGACCAUGAACUACCAAGCAAGAUACAUUCUCUGUAAAAUACAGACCUGUGAGCAGACACCAGUGAAACCAAAUCUUAGUGUUGUUAGUCCUUUAGAUGAAAACAGUUUUUAUGGUAUUCUCAGCAAAAUAACAAGUGCUGAUAAUGUAGCCAAAAAGGAAAACUCUAUCCACCCGAUGGAUGUUCAGAUGGCCGUGUUUCACUGUGCUGACAGGUUCCUCCAGCAGUUCAUGGUGACUAAACUGUCACAGUGUCAGUAUGCCCUGCCUCUGCUUGUGCCCAAUCCCUUCACCAAACAGAUUGAGUUUCCUCUGUGGACAUUUCGACAGAUCAAAAAGACCUGGAAGACAGCUGAGACAUUUGGUAAAGUGACCAGCAAAACUGGUCCAGUCUACAGAGCAGAGACACCAAUGGUGGCCUUCUUCAGGUUUGGCUCUGUGUCUUCAUCCAAGUCUCAGCUGAUGAAUAGUCUGAUAAAUGAAAAACACAACACAUUCUUUCACAGGCACUGCCCUGGCAGCAGUAAGACACGUCUUCUGAUGGAUGGAGUUGUUGAGAUUGCCUGGUAUUGUUCCUCUGGAAAAGACACUGAUCAUUUUACUGAUUGUGUUGCAUUCUGUAAUCUUCAUGGUGAUGCAGGAACAUGUGAGAAGCAGCGAGAGAUUCUGACUGAAAUGGCCUCAGUGAAUGUUGUCCUGUUACAUGAUCUAACAGAAAAUGACAAUAGCAUGGAUAUAGUACAGAAGCUCUUUGACUCCCCUACGCCAUUUAUUUGUCUCCUCACUGACCGUGAAUUUGCAAUAAAACAAAUUGAUGAGGGAAAGUACACAAUGGGAUUUAAAGACAGGAGUCAGUCUGAUGUGUCUGCAGACUUGAGAACAGCCAUCAAAAAGUGUCUGUCAAAAUCACAAAAAAACUUUAAAUUGGAGGAUGUUGGAGAAUGUGAAGAUAUUGUAUGUGAUGAAAAAACUGGAAAUGUUAAAGAAGGAAAGGAGACUGCACUGCAGAUAGUGACACUGCUGAAAAAAGAAGAUUUGUCAAAAAUAAAACAGAAAUAUCUGCCCUGUCAGGGUAAACUGUGGCAUGAGUGGUGUCAGAAGAACAAGGAGCUUCAUCGCCUUCAGGGGGAGGUAGAGGCUCAUAAGAGUAGCAUACAAGAAAAAAUGAGGCAACUAAGAGAGAAGCAGAGAGCUACCAGCUUCAGUGAACUCAUGGUCCUAUUUUUGACCAGUUUAGACUCUGUGGAAGCCGGUAAGAAAACAUUCUUUGUGAAAUGGUUGGAGAUCUUGCUAGAUGACUUCAGCUCUGAUAAACUCAUCGACCUACAUCAUGAGUAUAAUAAGGGGUGGUCUAGAGUGUUGGAAUUGAAGAAGAAUCAUGGUAAAUCACAACAACAAAUUAUCAGUGAACAAAACAAACUGGAAAGCUUAUCCCUCAAACUGAAUGCUGCAUUAUUUGGCCUGGAGCACAUCCAUAGGGAAAUGGGCCAGAUCUAUGAAGCCUGGGUAUCAGAAAGCAAAACAAAAGAAGAAAUUAAAGACAUCUCUUACCUUCCCAGAUUGGCAGCAGAAAUGAUGAUAUCUGGACACCCAGUGGAGCUGAUGGAUGGAGAUGCUGCACAUGUUCCUUUAAUCUGGGUCACUGCUGUUCUAGAUGAGGUCAUCAAGAGACUAGGAGACCAGAGAGUCUUUGUGCUGUCAGUUUUGGGUAUCCAGAGCUCUGGGAAAUCCACAAUGCUGAAUGCCAUGUUUGGACUCCAGUUUGCAGUCGGUGCUGGCAGGUGCACCAGGGGAGCUUUCAUGCAGCUGCUCACAGUCACGGAGGAGAUGAAGGAAGAAAAAGGUUUUGACUACAUUCUAAUUGUUGACACUGAGGGACUUAGAGCUCUGGAACUGGCUGGGAUGUCGACUCAGCAUCAUGACAAUGCACUGGCCACAUUUGUUGUUGGUCUUGGAAACAUGACAUUGAUCAAUAUCUUUGGAGAGAACCCUGCUGAGAUGCAGGACAUCCUUCAGAUUGUUGUUCAGGCCUUCCUGAGGAUGAAGCAGGUCAGACUGUCUCCCAGCUGUGUGUUUGUCCAUCAGAAUGUUGGAGACAUCACAGUGGGAGAGAAAAACAUGGAGGGAAGGAGACGCCUACAGGAGAAACUGGAUGAGAUGACUCAGUUAGCUGCUAAAGAGGAAGACUGUGAUGUCACAUGUUUCAGUAAUGUCAUUUCCUUUGAUGUACAGUCUGAUGUGAAAUACUUUGCUCAGCUCUGGGAGGGAAACCCACCCAUGGCUCCACCAAACCCAUCAUACAGUGACAAUAUUCAGGAACUGAAGAUGGAUAUUCUCUCGCGCGGAGCAAUAUCUCAGUGCAUGACAUUAUCACAAUUCAAAAUACGCAUUCAAAAUCUCUGGGAAGCACUGCUAAAUGAGAACUUUAUUUUCAGCUUCAAAAACACUCUGGAGAUUGCAGUGUACAGAAAAUUAGAAGAUGAGUAUGGGACAUGGACAUGGACUCUCAGGAGUGCCAUGCAGAACACCGAAGACAAAUUGUAUACUCGAAUACAGAACAAGAAGCUACAUAAGAUUGAAGAAAAAGAGCUUCAUGGUGAAAUGAGGGAGACUCUUAACAAAGUGGAGGAAUCAAUGCAGAAGUACUUUGAAGAGGAUGAAGAAAAGGAUAUUUUGAUUCAAUGGAGAGGCAAAUUUGAAGGAAAAAUCCAUGAAGUAAACAAUGACCUUGUGAAAAGGGCCAAAAGAAAGUUGGAAGACAUUAUAACUCAGCGGGAAAUUUGUAAAAAUUUAGAUGACAGGAAGACACAAUAUGAGGGUAAAUUGUUUGCAAAGAGCAAGGAGCUUGCAUCAAAGUUAAAACAUAAGGCCAAUGAUGAGAAUGAGUUGAAGAGAGAGUUUAGUGCAGUGUGGGGAGAGUGGGUUAAAGAACUGUGUAAAGACGCCCCUUGCAUCAAAGACAUUGACAUAACCACAGAUUUAACCAACAUCCUCUCUGAAAGUUAUGAAUCGAACUUUGUGCAUGAGAGGCAGAGCUGUGAUGAUUACAAAUCAAUUCAUUCUACCAAAGAUUACUCUAAAUAUGUUACUCUAAAACAGAGGCACAUGGCUAAACUAUGGGAACAAAAACCCUUGGAACAAUUAGAUCAAGACUCUAUAAGACAUUUAAUAAACACUGUCAUCAAUAAAGCAGUGGCCAUUGUCAAGUCAAAACGAGUUUCAGAGAAAGGCUACAAUGUCAGCUAUAUCCAGGAGAUAACGCGACAAGUCAAAGACUGUGUGAAUAAACAUGAACAUGACAACACUAAAUAUUCAUUCAAGAAAGAAUUUGUGGUGGAUCUGUUACUCCAUGUGUAUGAGCAUGCAGGAAAGAUGUUUGUUGAGCUCUUCAAGGCAUUUAAAGAGGCAAAUGAUCCAGUUGUUUACCUUGAGAAAAAGAAACCAGAGUAUUACAAUGUCUUCAGGAAAUACUGCCAAGGUGCAACAUCUGUUGUCGUGUUUGGUGGUUUAAUAUGUAGUCAACUGAAAGAACCCAUUCUGCAGAGUGUCUACAAUAAGACAACCAAUGAUUUAGCUGGAGAAAUUAGGGCAAAUUUGCCAGCAUUCAAUGGGAACAGAUCUAACCUGGAGAAACACAUUCUGAAGUCACUUGCUGAAGAAGAGAAUUUUGACAAGUUCAUGCUGUACAUCCACAACCCCAGAGAACACUUUGAGAAUUUCAUUAGAGAUGGAGUUGAACAGUUCAUGGAGGCAGACAAUCCCAAAGCUCUUACCAUGAUUAAAGGCCACAUUAAACACAAACAGCAAUGCAUAAUCACUGCAGCACAAACAGCAACAGCUCAAGUCAAACAGAAUAAAGGAGAUGCCAACAUGUGGUUGAAGAGUUUUUCAGACAGUCUCACUGAUGAACUAGAACACAGUACGUAUCGCCUUAGAGGUCAGAACUGUCAGGACAUCACUGACUUUGACCUUCUGGAAGACACAGUGAAAAGAGAGCUCCACACAGUGAUUGAAGAGCUGAACAGCAGCUUCACCAGUCUGUCUGAUCUCAACAUGGAGAUGUUCAGGGAGAGGCCUGAUGAGAUUCUGAUCAAACACUUCUCUCAGUGCUGCUGGGAACAGUGUCCCUUCUGUAAAGCCAUCUGCACCAAUACUUUGGAGGGACAUCCUGGGGGACAUAGUGUUCCAUUCCAUCGUCCAAAUGGGUUGGUAGGAUGGCACUACAGAGAAGCAUAUAAUUUUUCUAUCGGGUUUUGUACAAGUUUAGUAGUAAGUGAUGGUGGCUUCUAUCCACCACUUGAACCAAACAAGAAAGUUCCUUUUAAGAAAUACAAAUCAGCAGGUCCACCAUACUCUGACUGGAACAUCACCCCUGACGUCUCUGAGCUGCCGUACUGGAAGUGGUUUAUGUGUCGAUUUCAGUAUGACCUUGAGAACCGCUACAACAGAACUUUCCAGGCUCAUAGUGAGAUUCCUAGUGAAUGGAAGACCUACACAAAAAAUCAAGCCAUUGAGAGUCUGUAUAAAUACACCUGA
Molecule: messenger RNA, 5154 nt
Organism: Chanos chanos (milkfish)
Lineage: Eukaryota; Metazoa; Chordata; Actinopteri; Gonorynchiformes; Chanidae
Product: interferon-induced very large GTPase 1-like
Exons: 3
Coding region: 1-5154 (1717 amino acids)
Molecular function (GO): GTP binding
Source: RefSeq, a predicted model, not a curated record